AUGGUCAGUCGCCGCAAGGCCAUGAACAAAAAAUAUGCGAUUGAUGGCAAGAGCGCCGAUCUCGCCUAUGGCAUGGAGAACCUGUGGUUCAACGCGGAUCUGGAGCCUCAGACGCUGUGGGUGAACCUUGGCUAUUGGGAAAAAGCUACUCAUUCGUCAGAGGCGUGCGAAGCACUCUUUCGCAAACUGCUGGAUGAGUCGGGGAUCUCGAGGCAAGAAGAGGUUUCGAUCGUCGAAGUCGGCUGUGGUUGUGCCGAGACUGCUCAGGUCCUGCUCAAGGAUUAUACGGACCGGUGUCGCUCGUGGAUCGGUCUGACAAUCAGCCCAAUGCAGGUACAGAUGGCAGACUCCAGAUUGAAAAAGACCCAGAAGGCUGCUGCUCUCGACUGCGACACCGACUACCGUAUCUUCCAUGCUGAUGCUGCCCAGCCCAGCACCUGGAGCGAAGAGAUCCACCGGAGAGUGAAAUCGCUUAAGAAUCCCUGGCUGGUCGCCGUGGAUACUUUGGUCGAUUUUCGGCCAUCAAGGAAGGCGAUCUUCCAAUACGCUCAACACGAGCUACAUGCAUCCGUUGCGAUCACGGACCAUCUCGUCGUGGAAAAAGCAUCUAUCUUAGAUCGGAUGAAAUUAUGGGUUUCAUUCCGUUUACUUGACACGCCGCUCCACCAUGUGCUCACCCGCCAGGAGUACAUUGACUUACUUGUCGAGUGUGGUUACGAGGCAGAGAAAAUCUCCAUUGUGCCAUACACUGAGCAAGUGUACGCUCCUUACAGCCAGUUUAUUAGCCACCAAGGACAAAGGUGGCAGGAAAUGGGGGGAAGCAAAUGGGAUUACAUGGACUUUUCGCUGGCUGGCUGGGUGACUGGGUGGUGGGCACGCUCUGGGCUCGUAGAGGCAUGUAUGAUAAUUGCAAGAACAUAA
This is a messenger RNA of Aspergillus steynii IBT 23096, 921 nucleotides long. RefSeq lists its product as uncharacterized. NCBI's taxonomy places the organism in Eukaryota, Fungi, Ascomycota, Eurotiomycetes, Eurotiales, Aspergillaceae. Bases 1 to 921 code for a protein of 306 amino acids. The record is from RefSeq and is a predicted model, not a curated record. The transcript has 2 exons.